AUGUGCACACCGGGCAUGGAGGACGUUGAUCAUGUUGAUCGUUACAUGGACUUCCAUGAUCAAUACCUCGUGUUUGAUCCCGCGGUGUCACCGCACUAUGAGGUCUUCUUAAGCAAGUAUGUUCCCUUUAUUCCGUUGUCAGAUAUUAACAAAUUGGUGGGUCCUCGUAUACAAGAGAGAGAAUGGCCACCGUCGAUUUUUGUUUUGCUUGUCUUCUCAUCGGGGACAAAGAAGUGGGAGGAGAGAUCUUUUGUUCGUGAAGGGGAGGCCGCGGGGACCAUUCGCAACAUGUUACACCUUCCUCCGUCCAACCACUGGUAUGCGGCAUACUGGCAGGGAUCACUUUACUACCACCAACAUGGCGUGUUCAUGAGAGUAAGCUUGUCAACCGAUAAUUACCAAGUAAUUAAGCCGCCGAAAGGUUCCCAGAAAUACCUUUCAGGCCAUUAUUUAGGAAAAUCUAAGAAUGGUGUAUAUUGUGCAUUACUUUAUGGCCCCAGACUUCGGAUUUGGUACCUCGUCGAAACAGGUGAUCAGAUGAAAUGGGUCUUAAAGUGCAGCAUCAAUGAUAGUUAUAACGACAAGACUCUACUUGGAUUUCAUCCAAACAAAGAGACCGUCUUUGUCUUCCAAAGACCCUUCAAAAGAGUAAUGGCUUAUCAUUUCAAUAGCUCCAAGACCGAAGACUUGGGCCCCUUAACUGCAAACCGCGUAUGGCUGUCUUUCCCAUACACAUUGUGUUUGAUGGGAGAGCUUUCAAGCAACAAGCAGUAG
Triticum turgidum subsp. durum (durum wheat) is the source of this 774-nucleotide messenger RNA. The record is from the annotation of a GenBank genome assembly. Lineage: Eukaryota; Viridiplantae; Streptophyta; Magnoliopsida; Poales; Poaceae.